Messenger RNA from Paraglomus occultum, 476 nucleotides. Lineage: Eukaryota; Fungi; Glomeromycota; Glomeromycetes; Paraglomerales; Paraglomeraceae. The record is from the annotation of a GenBank genome assembly.
AUGAACUUUUAUUGGCAGCCGCAAAACAAGAUAACGAUGAGAUUCUUGAAGAAAUAUUCUCGCAGCCUGGCAGCUAUGAGAUCAAUUAUACUGACAGCAUAGGAAAUACUGCUCUCCAUUAUGCUGCUCAAUUCGGUUCUCUUACAGCAAUAAGAUUGUUACUUGAACAGGAAAACAUCAAAGUCAAUUCUCAAAAUAGGCUAGAAGGCGACACGCCUUUGCACAAAGCUGUUCAGUAUACCGAUGAUCCUAGCGUCGCUUUUGCCGUUGUUGAAACGCUUCUUGAUGCUGGUGCGGAUCCUAGAAUACUAAAUAAAAAUAAACAGCGCCCCGUUCAACUUGUCGAUACAGGAAAUGAAGAGCUAAAGAACCUUUUACGACAAGCUGCUGCUAGCUUUGAAAUAGAUGCAAGUGAAUUGGCGCAGGACGAUGAUUCGGAUGAUGGUGAACCAGCUAGUGAUGUGAGCUCAGAUUAA